AUGUUCGAUUUCGCACUUCUCUUUAUUCGUCUUCAAUUUGAAAAUUUUUGGAAUCAAGAAUGGAAGUUCUCAAAGACUGGCUGUGCACCAAUAUCAAUGUCAAUAUCGAUAUCUACAUGA
This is a messenger RNA of Cavenderia fasciculata, 120 nucleotides long. RefSeq lists its product as uncharacterized. NCBI's taxonomy places the organism in Eukaryota, Evosea, Eumycetozoa, Acytosteliales, Cavenderiaceae. The transcript is spliced from 2 exons. Bases 1 to 120 code for a protein of 39 amino acids. The record is from RefSeq and is a predicted model, not a curated record.